This is a messenger RNA of Aspergillus homomorphus CBS 101889, 990 nucleotides long. RefSeq names its product putative 3-oxo-5-alpha-steroid 4-dehydrogenase. The transcript is spliced from 3 exons. Gene Ontology annotation, biological process: dolichol-linked oligosaccharide biosynthetic process; polyprenol catabolic process. Gene Ontology annotation, cellular component: endoplasmic reticulum. The coding region runs from base 1 to 990 and encodes 329 amino acids. The record is from RefSeq and is a predicted model, not a curated record. Lineage: Eukaryota; Fungi; Ascomycota; Eurotiomycetes; Eurotiales; Aspergillaceae. Gene Ontology annotation, molecular function: 3-oxo-5-alpha-steroid 4-dehydrogenase activity.
AUGGACGUGCUCACCGGCCUAGUGGAUACAGCGCUUGCCUCCACGCACAUGGACGCCAUCGAUGCCCUUCGAGCCUUCUUCAUCCUAGCAUCUUGUACGAUUUUGUCGGUCAGCUUGUUGCCGGACUCGUUGCACUCACGCUUCGUUGUUUAUGGCGCUCGUGCAACCUCAACCGACUCGAAGGCCUCCUCUUCCGCAGCGACCACAACAUCCUCUUCCUCGACCCCGUCAUCCCCAGCUCCGCGCGUCCUCGACUACCUUGCCUCCCUGAGAGUCCCUCACAGCUACUUCACGCAGUUCUAUGUCGCUUCCGCGGCAGCCUCGGUCUUCUGGGGCGUGCAGCUCCUCUACCGGGGCGCUGCGUUCCAGGCCUUCGCAACGAGGGUCAGCCCAGAGCAUCUGCAGAAGUCCAUGACGAUAAACCAGGUUCUGCUGUGUUGGACAUGCAUGUUUCUCCAGGGGGUUAGGCGGUUGUAUGAAUGCUUCGCGUUUUCUAGGCCCUCUGCAUCCCGGAUGUGGUUCGUUCACUGGCUCGUUGGCCUUGCUUUCUACCUGGGCAUGUCGGUUGCGGUCUGGGCGGAGGGAGCAGGAACACUCCUGACCCGUCCAAUUGUCCUCGACGAUGUGAAGGUCACCAUUGCCCCUUCACUACGCACAUUCGUAUUCCUUCCAGUCUUUUUGAUCGCAUCCGGCCUCCAACACGACGGUCACCACUAUCUCUUUUCUCUAGAAAAGUAUACACUUCCGACUCACCCCCUGUUCCAUCGGGUCGUCUGUCCGCAUUACACAGCAGAAUGCGUCAUCUACCUGUCUCUGGCUUUCAUGGCCGCCCCUCGCGGAGAACUCAUCAACAAGACAAUACUGGCCGCUCUGGCAUUCGUCACCAUCAAUCUUGGUCUGACAACGGCCAACACCCGGCGCUGGUACACGCAAAAGUUCGGCGAGGAUUCGAUGAAGGGAAAGUGGAACAUGAUCCCCGGGAUUUACUAA